UCUGGCAAUCGAUAGCCAGCAAUCUGGACAAUCAGAACAGCUGUGGCGCUUUAAACACAUUUUUCUAUUAGAAUUAACAGGCGCAAGGCGCGUUUCUAAAGCUAAAGUAAUUAUACGGCCGUCAUGACUAGGAACAGCAUCGAACUGGGCGACGUGACGCCACACAACAUCAAGCAGUUGAAAAAGCUAAACACAGUUGUGUUCCCGGUAUCCUACAACGACAAGUUCUAUGUAGACGUUCUAGAAGCCGGCGAGCUCGCGAAGCUGGCCUUCUACAAUGACAUUGUGGUGGGCGCCGUCUGCUGCCGCAUUGACACUACCGAGAACCAGCGGCGGCUCUAUAUCAUGACACUAGGCUGUCUGUCCCCUUACCGCCGCCUAGGCAUCGGCACUGUCAUGUUCGAACACAUUCUCAACUAUGCCGAGAAGGACGGAAACUUUGAUAGCAUCUUCUUGCAUGUGCAAAUUAACAACGAGGGAGCCAUCGAGUUUUAUAAGAAAUUUGGUUUCGAAAUCGUAGACACCAAGGAACAAUACUACAAACGCAUCGAGCCGGCGGACGCUCAUGUCCUGCAGAAAACCUUGCGACGCACUGCACCCAACUCGAACAACUCUGCCAGCAACAACACCGCCAACUCGAAUGCCCGCAACAAAGCACGCCAGUUUACUUUUGUCUAAAGAUGUGAUACGAAACGUAUAUAACUACUAGACAUGAAGACAUGGAGAGGCGGCCGAAACGAUGUAUUCAAUUAGUCCGAUCAUAUCUAUGUGUAAUCAAUAAUAAUUAACCCCUGCGUGGGAAUAAAUAGUUCUGUACGGCUCUGGCCAGUCAUCAUUUAAGUUCCUACAACGGCAA
Drosophila bipectinata is the source of this 856-nucleotide messenger RNA. It is a transcript of the gene san, whose product is annotated as Probable N-acetyltransferase san. Gene Ontology annotation, molecular function: N-acetyltransferase activity. Gene Ontology annotation, cellular component: NatA complex. Lineage: Eukaryota; Metazoa; Arthropoda; Insecta; Diptera; Drosophilidae. The record is from RefSeq and is a predicted model, not a curated record. Gene Ontology annotation, biological process: mitotic sister chromatid cohesion.